Acaulospora colombiana is the source of this 2079-nucleotide messenger RNA. The record is from the annotation of a GenBank genome assembly. NCBI's taxonomy places the organism in Eukaryota, Fungi, Glomeromycota, Glomeromycetes, Diversisporales, Acaulosporaceae.
AUGUCAGACAACACCGCCAACGACGCGCCCUUAUUUUUAAGUAUUAACCCACCUCCCUCAACUGCCAACUCUGGUGACGUAUCAUUUUCCUUACGAAGUGGGGACCAGGCUGGCGAACAAAUAAAUUCACAGGUCGUAGUCGCAAGACUGAGAAAGCACCUUGAUGCUAUAUCUGCCCUUGUAAAAGAUGUCCAUGAAAAGUUAAACAAGGAUGUAUUGGAUUCGAAGGGUAUACAAGAUUCACUGAAAGAGAUUCAGUGCGAUGUGGAAAAAUUCUCAAGUUUGCAACAAUCGGCUCGUUAUUAUGCGUUGGCCGAUGAGAUAGAUGAACUCGGCGUUGGAAUAUGGAACUCGUCAAUCACCUUAAGAGCAAGUCAUGUUUCUGACGGAAUCGGAACUGGCGACGAGCUGGUAGCAUUAUUUCGUCAGGUUGGAUUUUUCAUGGUCAAAGCUGGAGCGGAAAUGAGCGCGGGGAUCGAGGCGAAAUCCGCGGUGAAAUUACUCGCACUAGCCAAUAAAGUUGGAAAGUCUUGGUUGGAUUGCGGAAGAAGCGACAAGGCCGACGAGUUACUGCGUUCAGUCACUUCGAACUCUGUGCACGAUGAAUCCAAUAUGGAUCUUGCCGAAAACGCUGUGAAUUUGUGCUUAGAGGAAAAUCCUAACGAUGUUUUGGCGAGCUCACUAAAGCUCAAGAUCAUGAAGCAAAGGAACUUGAACCCAAUACCGUUUGAAGAAGGAAUGGACAUUCUCAUCGAAGAAAAACUCUCGGACACAAGAAAUAGCGAUUAUAUCGAAAAGGCUAUUAUCUCAAAAUUCAAUAUCCUGGGGAGCAUUGAAUCGGCGGAUUUUGAACUCAACGAUGCCAUUAAGAGUAUUGAGGUAACACUUGGAUUCGAACAACGACACGGAAUUGUGAUCAGUCACAAGACAAAAGUAGCUUGUCAGAUGAAUAAACAAUACGAUCUUGCAAGAAAGUGGUACUUUGUUGCGUAUAAGUGGAUGGCGGCGGGUCAAGCGGAAGGUCGUAAUGCGGCGAUUUUGCAAAGGAAAAUUGCGUUGUGUUAUCUUGAAGUGCAUUUGCUCGCGGACGCAAUUGAUGCCGUUCAGCAGGCUCAAACGUACGAACACAAUUCGGCGGCAAACUUUUAUAUCUUGUAUCAUAUCGCCAUGGAGAGAAGGCAGAUGGAUCAAGGAGACGGUUUCCAUGGAGAUAUGCUCGCAAUGGCCGCCAACGAAGCCUACCAGCAAGGUCACAAGACGAUUCUCAUCGAGGCGUUGAAGGAAAUCCUAUCCAAGCAUAAGAGCGGUGAAGAUGUUGCUCACAUAGAUAUGCUUAAUACGAAUGACGCAUGGCUCACUUCUUCACGGAAACGAAUCCGAAAGGUUAACCUGCAGGUAUCACUAAAAGAUUGUAUAUGUGGUUACUUUGAGAUUGCCUUUAGUCUCAUUGAGUCGAACAAAAGCGAUAAGGUCGUCCAGCAGAACGAUGGGAACGAAAAUACAUUAAAACCGACCAAGACGCCUUUGAAAGAUCUCGAGUGGUUUUACAAGACCGCGUGGAAUAUGGGUUUGGAAUUUUGCCAGCAAGCGGACGAAGGUAGCGACCCGUUUGCCAUUCGAUUAUUCGAUAUCGUAUACAAGUUUCUCUGCGAGUAUCCGGAAGAAACACUCGAGCACACGAACCAAAAAAAAUUCACCAUCUUCGCCUCCCUGUGCGGUAAACUGUUUCUUGCACGGAGACAAGAAUCGUUAUCUCAGAGGAGAGAUUUACUGCAGUCAGCGCUGGAAAACAUUGAUCAAUACAAAAAAUUAAAAAAAGUAUUGGGCAAGCGAAAAAGGGACGAUGCUGAAGACAACCAAACGUCGACGCAAAGUGACGCGAUACUUGUCAUCCUAUUUGAGUUCGAGGCAAAAGUGAAGUUGGGACUUUGGAAUGAAUUGCAAAAAGUUCUUGAUGCAGCCGAGGCACAUGAUUUUGAAGUGCCACCGAAAAUUUUCGAGCGCAUGGCGGAAUUGUUGAUCCAUGAGAAUGAGUGCCCGAGUACAGGUAGAAGGUCAUGGGAUUUUUGUAUACAAUAA